AAGAAUAUCAAAGCAAUUUUUUUUUAACAAUUGUAUUCAGUUAUUGCAUUCAGAGAUACAGGAAAAACUGAUUUCCACAUAAAGUAAAAGAGAAACAGGGAAGAGUUCAAGGAAGCGUUGCGGACGGGUGCUGUCAACAAACACAAACUGUCACAAAGCACAGCAGGUAAAUGUAUCACUGCUCCAGAUCAACUGCAGCAAAGUGAGUCAGCUUUUAUUUAGCCUCUGGACUAAAUCCCUUCUUUUUAGGGUUUGUGCUGCCUUUGGGCUUGUGCCCCCACUCAGGGGCUCUUCGGUCUGCAGGACUGAGCUCUUGUUCCUGCAGCACGGCUGGAUCUCUGCCCACUGCCACAGCCAGACACCUCCCCUCAGUGCAGGGGGUGGUGUGGGGAUCGGCAGCAAUCCAGGGACCCCAGAGUUUCUAGAAGAACAGCAGAAGGAUAAUCAAGAGCCUUUGAUGAAGCUCGCAGCUUCACUGUUAAAUAACACCCGCUCCCAACAGCUGAGUGGGGGCAGGACUCAUUCCAGAACUAUUAAUAAAGCCCCUAUUUAUACUCCAGGUUCCUGUGAACGGUGCAGCAGAAAGCUACAGCUGCGGAGCUAAAAUGGAAUAAAUGUCAGCCUCCGGGGGAAAGUACCAUCGUGUGGGAAAGGAGACAGCCAAAGGACAGCACGGGGCAGGUUUCAGACCUGAGGAAGCAGAGGGCGAGCGGCAGCACCCUGAGCUUGCAGCCAGUGGGCAGAGCCAGCCAGACACCUCCCUGCAGCCGCAGGUCCGCGCACAGAGCUGCCAGAGAUGCAGCGUCAGAGGCUGUUCCCACUGAUGCCAGCAGAGACCAGCGGGAUUUGAGCUGCUCUCCGCUGAGCUGAGACCAGGUGGGACUCAGGGCAAAGCUGCAAGAGGCAGAAAGGACGUUUGAGGAGGCUUUGAGUGCCUUGUCUGCUGGAGUGGACAGAUAAUGGAGAGCACAGGAGGGCCGUAUCUGAACACGGCUGCGCUGACUUCCCCUGUAGGAAUAGCUCGAUUGCUGCAGAUGACCUUCGGAUGCACCACGUUCAGCCUGGUUGCGCACCAGGGGGGGUUCAGUGCUGCCUACGGCACCUUCUGCAUGUUUGUCUGGACCUUCUGCUUUGCCAUCACUGUGUUCAUCAUCACCUGUGAGUUCACACACCUGCACAGCUGCCUGAGCCUCUCCUGGGGAAACUUCACCGCCGCCUUUGCCAUGCUUGCCACGCUCAUGUCCAUCACGGCUGCAGUGAUCUACCCGCUCUACUUCGUCCAGGUGGGCUGUUACCCCAUCGGCUGCGAGGUGAGGGAUUUCCGCAUCGCCGCCAGCGUCUUCGCGGGCCUCCUGUUUGUCACCUAUGCCACUGAGGUGUUCCUAACCAGGGCGAAACCAGGACAAGUCACCAGCUACAUGGCCACUGUCUCUGGGCUCCUGAAAAUCGUUCAGGCCUUUGUGGCCUGCAUCAUCUUUGGGGCACUGGUGAACGACAGCCAAUAUGGUAAAUACGUGGCGACGCAGUGGUGUGUGGCUGUCUACAGCUUUUGCUUUGUGGUGACAGUGGUGGUAGUGGCCUUCAGUGUCACAGGUAAGACUGCAUUGCUGUGGUUCCCUUUUGAGCGUUCUGUGGUCAUCUACACCUUUGGGGCUGUGCUGCUCUACACGAGUGCUGCGGUCAUCUGGCCAGUGUUCUGCUUUGACAGCAAGUACGGCUCCCCGCGACGCCCUGGCCUCUGUGCCAAGGGCAAGUGCCCCUGGGACAGCCAGCUGGUGAUUGCCAUCUUCACCUAUGUCAACCUGCUGCUCUAUGUCUUGGACCUGGCGUACUCGCAGCGCAUCCGCUUUGUCUCACACCUCUGAGCUGUGGCGCGGCCUCUGUGGGGGCAUCUCAGUGCUGUGAAGCACUGCAGGUGCAGAGGGACGAGCUGAGGGGCACAGAGGUGCUGGGCAAGCAAGCACACACCACCAUCAGCCAAACCUCACGGGGAGGACUGACCGCACUAAUGAAGGAAUGACCUGGAGCAGGUGGGCUGCAGCUGAUACAAAGCACAGCCCAACUCCCCCAUGGUUCUGCCUCGCCUGCCUGGUGCCAGCAUGAAGGAAUGACAGCUCCACGUGCAUCUGCAGACAGCAGGAAUGCUUCUAACCACAGCAGCGGGGCUGCAGGCUACCUGGUUACUGAGCCAAAUAUUAGGAAAGACUCCAAGGAUUCUGAGACUGUUAACCAGUGCUUAAUGGUAACCAAGUGACUACUCAGGAAGUGGAAAAGUUAAAAGCUGCAUGAAGGAACACCAGUUCAGGAGAUGAAAAUCAGUCCCUUGGAGUUUGGGUUAGUUUGGACUGUUGUGAGAUGUGGAAUGCCUGCAAGUGUGGGCAGUUCCAGUCUGAGUGUUUCUGAGAAGACCAUCACAGCCAUCACAAUAUUUUGAAGGUUGCCAGUCUUUUCCCUUCCUCUCCUUCACUGUCUAGCACAGAAAAGGAAUAUCCUCAAGUGCACACAUUGGAGGAGGCCUAUUUAAUUUAAUAUUCCUAUCUAGCAAACACUGAGUCACUACAGAAAUAAAAAUUUGUGAAGUUGGAGCUCUUCUGCUGAGAAUCAGGUUGUAGAGAAGAGCCAACCUGCCAAGUGACUGUGUGGGACCUGCCAUCCUCACUUGAGCAGCACAGGAAAUACCUUGGCAUGUGCUCUGUCUUGAUGCAUGGGCCACCAUUUCUUUACACUGGGAUCAAGAGGUUUUUUUUCUGGAGGCUUGAAGAUAAAUUCUGGGGGCAUGGGAAAGGGGAGGCAGAGACUAAUUGAUUUCACAGUGCUGCACAAGAGAUCAAACCAGGCGGGGAGGGGGCAUGGACAGGAUGGGACCUGGCAGGACUUGCACAUGGUACCCCAGAGCAGCUCAGGCACAGAAUUCCUGAGCACUCUGCAUCACUGAGUAGCCAAAUUUCUCAGACCCAGCCCUGACAAAACACCCACUUUAAAGUUCCACAAUUCUCAGCUCAGAUUUCAGGCCCCAUAGGAAUCUUCAUUUGUUCCAGGGAGAAGCCAGACUGUCCAAGUCCAGCACAUGCAAACUUGAGUGCUUUGAUUAAAAUUUCCAGUAGCUGCCUGUCAGAAGCAAGAUUUAUUUUUUAACCAAAACAAAAUAAAGCUGAAUGGCAGAUGUAUGCUUACAUAUCCUGAGUUCUGUGUGCUGUCACCCUCCUCUCCACACUUUCAUUGCAGCAGACAUGGCCCUUUCUGCAUGAAAGUAGAGCUUACUUUAUUUUGAUGUGCAAAGCCUGAACACAGACCCAAAAUAGAACAGACACACCACAGCAAGACCUCUGAGUGGAUCCUUUGCAGCAGAAUGACUCAGGAAUAAGUAAGGAAACUUACUUUUCAUCAGUGCUUUGUGUGGGAUUUGAGAAGCAAAGGGAAAACUUAUUGGGACAGAUUAUGUUGAAUAGUUCUGAGUAAGGACCAAGCCUUAGCAGUGGGGAGCAUUAGCCAGGAAAUGGGACAAGAAUUGGGACCAGCAUGAAGGAAGAGCCUUCCAAGGGGGUUUUCUCUUUUGUGAGUCACAGAGAAGGGCAGGAAAUCUGAAAGAUGUGGUCCAAGAGGAGGCUGGUAGGGCAAGACCCAAAAGGAAAUCCACUUGUGUUGGAGUAGUCAAUUUACAAGAGCCACUGCAUAUGAAGGGACCUUGAGCAUUUAUGAUGUAUUCCUGUAAAACCCAUCAAUAUGGACAAAUUAAGUUGUGUCACACUUGAGA
This is a messenger RNA of Oenanthe melanoleuca, 3754 nucleotides long. It is a transcript of the gene MYADML2, whose product is annotated as myeloid associated differentiation marker like 2. Gene Ontology annotation, cellular component: membrane. The transcript has a single exon. NCBI's taxonomy places the organism in Eukaryota, Metazoa, Chordata, Aves, Passeriformes, Muscicapidae. Bases 960 to 1865 code for a protein of 301 amino acids. The record is from RefSeq and is a predicted model, not a curated record.